Messenger RNA from Paracoccidioides lutzii Pb01, 702 nucleotides. Its product is annotated as argininosuccinate lyase. The record is from RefSeq and is a predicted model, not a curated record. Gene Ontology annotation, cellular component: cytosol. Bases 1 to 702 code for a protein of 233 amino acids. The transcript is spliced from 4 exons. Gene Ontology annotation, molecular function: argininosuccinate lyase activity.
AUGGCCUCGCAAAAACCGCAGCCCGCCUCUGGGGCGGUCGCGGGCAAACUCUGGGGGGGCAGAUUCUCAGGAGCUACCGAUCCAUUGAUGGUUGCCUACAACGAAUCCAUAUAUUUCGACCGGGCAUUUCACGCUCAAGACAUUGCGGGCUCCAUCGCCUUUGCCCGAGCAAAUGUUGCAACCGGAAUCCUGACCAAGGACGAGUUCGCUUCGAUUGAGAACGGAUUGAAGCAGGUACUGGAGGAAUGGCGGACGAAUGCCUUUAAAAUAGUUCCCGGAGUAGAUGAGGAUAUUCAUACGGCGAAUGAACGCAGACUGGGGGAAAUCAUUGGCAAGGAAAUUGCCGGGAAGCUCCAUACUGGUCGUAGUCGGAAUGACCAGGUCGCGACCGAUUUGCGGCUGUGGCUUAGAGACGAGCUGCGCGUGGUCGAAACCUACCUGGUCGACCUGCUGAAGGUCAUCGCAGAGCGUGCGGAGAGUGAUAUCGAAUAUGUCAUGCCCGGAUAUACCCACCUACAACGUGGACAGCCUGUUCGAUGGAGCCAUUGGAUGCUUAGUUACGGUUUCUCUUUCGUGAAUGACCUCGAGCGUCUACGAGAGGUUAUCAAACAUGUCAACCGGAGCCCUCUUGGUUGUGGAGCUUUGUCGGGGAAUGCGUUUAACAUUGACCGGGAAGCGAUGGCUAAGGAACUAGGCUUUUGA